AUGGCAGCUACUCAGGUUGCAGGGCAAAGCUCUGUCAUUUCCUCCACGGACCUCCCAGUCCACGCGGGCAAGCAACAACCCGCUGAGUACGACCUUGACCAAUGCAUCGCGGCAAUAAAGGGCGAAAAAGUCCCGUCUGAUGUGACCUCUUUUUGGCAUCGUAGAGCAGUCAUUCGCGGGAUCCGUGACUCACUUCAAUUUGCAACAAGCCCGACAAUCAUUGAGCUAUGUUCCGGCGACGAUGCACAUCAGUUUUCUCGCGCGCGCAAUGCUCGCCUGAUCAUGAGUAACGUCAUCCCCGAUAUGCAACCUGCCACCGAGCCAUACUGCAUUUGGUAUCCAGAGUUUGCAUCGGAAGAAACCUAUCGCGAGCUCGCUAGUCGGUAUCCAUCUAUGCGCUACCAAGUCGGCCGCGCGUGUGCUGCUGCUUUGUAUACGGAUCUUUACAAAGAAUUGGAUCUUCUGCCAGACGUCUCUAUUGCUGAAGAAGCCUGUAAUGCUGCCGAAGACGCCGAAAUCUUCAAAAUCAUCAUGUCGGCCCCUCAAAGAUGGGCUGUUAUGGAUGAUUUCACUCGAUCGGUUAAUCUUACAAGCCCACAAGCACCCGCAUUUCUAAACGGCAAUAUGAAGCCCCGACGGGCUUUGAGCCAGCGUGUUCUUCCUCCAGAGAACUUGCCAGAUACAACUGCAGAUGAUAUUGACAUCGAGGAAGAUGGAUUUAUUGGGUUCGAGGAAGAAAUUGAAAUAGAUCGCGAUGCGAUACUCGGCCCAGGAGACUCGGAGGAUUUGUGGAUGCCUCUUUCGCCUGAUCUUCCAGUUCUUGACAAACGCCUUCCAACGCAAAUGGCUGCAUGGGAGGGUAAUGUGGAUAGAUACGCUCGAUUCAUGCACCCACGGAGGCUCAGAACAGAAAUUGAAUACAAUUGUAUUCUUCGUGGGAUUUAUCACCAUACAAGUUUUGCCCGAUGGUGGGCCUAUCAGCUGGAAACCAACCCUGGGCGAAUCAUUCUCCCAGGUAAAUUGCUCAGCGAAGGCAAUGAGCGCGAGCGUCGCGAGAUUCGCACUGCGAUAAAUGCUCGUAGAAUCAUGAACAAUGAUAUCUCUGACCUUGACGAUGACUCUGACUGCCUCCCUUGGCUUAUCUGGUGGCCUGUGCGGCCUCAUGAGAACACUUUGCGUGAGCUGGCUGGCAAGUGCCCUUCCAUGAGACCGCAAAUUGCGAUCACCUCCAUACUUUGUGACUACCAAUCGCUUUUCAUGGCGUUGAAUCCCCCUCCCCGUGAGUCCUAUUUCGAGGCUGCCAAACAGAGCAGAAACCCUUACUACUUGCAAUAUCUGGAGGAGUUUGUCAGGGAGCGUUCAAUUGGAAGCGGAAAAAUCUCAGAGUUCGACCCUUAUGACACCACCAAGAAAACGAGUUUGGGGCCUGAUUUGGAGCCCAGGGACUUUUUGACCCAUUCCUCUGUCAAGUUUUCUGAUAUGGCUGUUCCUUGGGGGCAGCAUCCCAGAGGCGAAUGGGACUCCCCUGGUAUCUAUGGCGGUCUGCCGGUCGACCCGGGAAUUGUGGAGAGAUAUAUGUGGCUGUCAACUGAGACUGCGCAGAAGAUUCAAGAUGAGUACAGGGCAUACAGUGGAGUCUACGGUGAUAGCGCGGAUACUGGCUACUUGUAUAUUGAUGAUGAUGAUCCGGAUAAUGAGCUUUGGCUGAAGCUCUCACGUCCUCUCAGACCUAUGACAUCGUUUGAGAUGAAAACCUCGGACGUAAGCUAA
This is a messenger RNA of Penicillium roqueforti, 1770 nucleotides long. RefSeq lists its product as uncharacterized. Lineage: Eukaryota; Fungi; Ascomycota; Eurotiomycetes; Eurotiales; Aspergillaceae. The coding region runs from base 1 to 1770 and encodes 589 amino acids. The transcript has a single exon. The record is from RefSeq and is a predicted model, not a curated record.